This is a messenger RNA of Aspergillus pseudotamarii, 636 nucleotides long. RefSeq lists its product as uncharacterized. Bases 100 to 435 code for a protein of 111 amino acids. The transcript has a single exon. The record is from RefSeq and is a predicted model, not a curated record. NCBI's taxonomy places the organism in Eukaryota, Fungi, Ascomycota, Eurotiomycetes, Eurotiales, Aspergillaceae.
AUCCUCAACAGUUCCGGUUAGAGAAUUACAGGAAGGGGAAGAACCAUGGCCCUUGCUAAUUUCCAAGUCUGUCCGCAAGGUGAGGAGAUGUGAUGAUACAUGCUUUUCGGGUCGGCGUUCCGACCUAAAGAGACUAAUAAGAACUAUACACGAAGGUAUAUCCUACUGCCAAAAGCUCGAUUCGAUCAGGGAAGGCGCACGAAACUGGUGCCAUAUUCCCAACAGACAUCCUGCUCGGGUGAAUGUCUUCUUCACGAUUGUCGCUCCGGCUUGUCCGGCCAAUUCUUCCUUUGCCGGAGACUAGGCAUUUGUGGUAACCUCAGACCGGGUAUAGUAGAUCGAAUCUUGGUUCUAAUCCUGGUUUGGGAAGUCGAUCGGCAAGACGAAACUCCCUAUAGAUGUGGGUUAAGGACGAGGUGGUCUGAUGCGUACUAAUUGGUCACGAUGCAGAUUCUGAAGCAUUGAGUGUUGAGAUGAAGGAUUGACCCAUCAUUAAACGCCCUGGAUAAAACCCUGCCGAUCGCCGGAAUGCGGGGGAGAAGAUCCAUCAAUGAAAUCAAGCCUCGCGGCGCCCUUGACAUGUCGGCACUGUUGUUCGUGGAAUUGUGGCUGCCAGAUGGCGCCCGGGGAACUUGG